AUGUCGUAUAAAUUUGUUUAUUUUUUAGUUCUUAAAUUAUUAUGUUUAUUAAUAAUAAAUUCAGAUUAUUUGUUUGUAAAAAAUGAAAAAAUUAGCAUUGUGACUAACAGUUCUCCGCUUUUUAUAAAUAACCCAAAUCCUUAUAAUAGGUCCUUAAUACCACAUCAAAAAAUAUACCCAAAAAAAUAUCAAAAAAUAUACCAAAAUAAAUACCAAAAAAAAACGGGUGUAAACUGUGUUCAAAAUAAUAGAGAGUUUGCUGGUAUAUGUCUAAAUAAGAAUAAAAUAAAAAAAGAGAGAAAUAAUUUUAUUCUAUUUGGAAAAAAAAAAAAUACUAAAAAUGAUGCGAUAGAGGAAGGAAAUGAGUUGAACAAGAAUGAAAAAGAUGUAAAAGAUGAAAAAGAUGUAAAAGAUGAAAAAGAUGAAAAAGAUGUAAAAGAUGAAAAAGAUGAAAAAGAUGAAAAGGAUGAACAGGAUGAACAGGAUGAAAAGGCCAGAAUAGGAAAUACGACAGAAUAUUUCUUCGAAAACCCAAAUAAAAAACUAAUCAAAGGAGAAUAUUAUGAUGUUGAGAUAUGUGAAUUAUUAUCUAAAAGUUUUUUAUCAUAUGCAAAUUUUUUAAUUCUUAAUAGAUGUUUAUGUGAUUAUCGUGAUGGGUUAAAAACAGUGCAAAGAAGAAUUAUUUGGAGUAUGUAUGAAAUAAAUAAAGGAUCUGAUAGAAAAAGUUAUAAAAAAUGUGCAAGAAUCGUAGGAGAAGUUAUUGGUAAAUAUCACCCGCAUGGUGAUAAAAGUGUUUACGAUGCAUUAGUAAGAUUAGCACAAAAACAUCAUAAUAAUAAUGUGCUAAUAAAUGGAUAUGGUAAUUUUGGGUCGGUUGAAUAUAAUGCUGCUGCUAUGCGAUACACAGAAGCAAGAAUAUCUGAUUUUUGUUAUGAUGUAUUAUUAGAUGAAAUAAAUGAUGAAAAUGUAGAUUAUAUAAAAAAUUUUGAUGGAAAUGAAAAAGAACCUAAAGUAUUAUGUAGUAAGAUUCCACUUUUAUUAAUUAAUGGAUGUUCAGGUAUUGCUGUUAGUAUAUUAACAAAUAUUCCAAGUCAUAAUCUUGUUGAUGUUAUUAAUGCAUCUAUAAAUUUUUUGAUAAAUGAAAAAAUAACAAAUGAUGAAUUAUUUAAUUUAAUUAAAGGUCCUGAUUUUUCAACAGGAGGAAUAAUAAUAACAAAAAAAGAUGCACUACGAAAUAUUUAUAAUACUGGAAAAGGUAGUAUAGUAAUAAGAAGUAAUGUAUUUUAUGAAUAUGUUCGUAAUAAUAAAACAUAUAUUCAUCAUAUAAAUGAAUUAAGCAAUUUAGAAAAUUUAGAAUGUGAUAAUAAAAGUAGUAAAAAACUUAUUAUAAAAAAUUUACCACCAAAUGUUAAACCAAAUGAAUUAAUUGAAAAUAUUGUUACUGUAUUAAAUGAAAGAAAAAAUGAACAUGAUAAUAUUUUGUCUAAAAUUAGAGAUGAAAGUGAAAAAAAUGAAAUGAGAAUUGUAUUAGAAUUAAGAAAACAUAGUCAAAUUGAACAAAUACAUAAUUUUGUUUCUUUUCUAUUCAAAUAUACAUCAAUGGAGAUUAACUAUCAUUGUAAUUUUGUGUGUAUUGGUUAUGAAAAUAGUUAUACUCAAUUUUCUUUAAAACCAUUUUUGCAGUUAUGGUGUGAAAAUCGAAUAAAAUUUAUUAAAAAAAAUUAUAAAAUUAAAAAUAAUAAUUUACAAAAAGAACUUAAUAUUAUAGAUUUAUAUUUAACUAUCCAAAAAAAAAUUCUUGAUAUUAUUUCAUUUUUACAUAAAAAUCAAAAUAUUGAACAAAUCCAAAAUUAUUUAAAAUCUAAUUUCAAAUUAAAUGAGGAUCAAAUUAAAUAUAUAUUAUCUAUGAAAAUACAAAAAUUAAUAAAUAUCAAAAAUAUCAAUUUUGAUAUUCAAAAAAAUAAUAUUAUUAAAAAAAUUAAAUCAAAUCAAUAUAUAAUUGACAAUGUUCAAGAAAUUAAACAAAUUAUAAUAAAUGAAUUAAUACAUAUCAAAAAUAAAUAUUCUCUCUCAAAAAAAAUAUUACCACAACCCCAACUUAAAUAUAAAUAUUCUUAUAUAAAUGGAGAUCUUAACUUGCUUAAUACAUCUCAAAAAUAUGACGAAGAUAAUACAAAAAAUGGUGUGAACAAAUUUAGUAUUGCUCCAAACAUGGGAGGAAAAGGAGGUGGCCAAACAGAUGAUACUACAAAUGGGCAAAAUAAUAAGAUACUAGAAUCAGGUGAAAAGGGAAACAAAAAUGAAGUAGAAAAGGGAAACAAAAAUGAAGUAGAAAAGGGAAACAAAAAUGAAGUAGAAAAGGGAAACAAAAAUGAAGUAGAAAAGGGAAACAAAAAUGAAGUAGAAAAUGAAAAUUACAGGAAUACAUAUAUUGAUUCUUUAGACACAACAUUUAAAGAUAUAUAUAACAAUGAUGAUGUGCUAAUUUUAAUAACCUAUGGGGGAUAUAUAAAAAAAAUAAAAAUAAAUGAUAAACUGAAAAAUAAUGUAAAUAAUAUCAUGAAGCUUUCUAAUGCUAAAUAUAUUUUAAAAGAAAUUGAAGAAACAAAAAAUGUAAAAAAAACAAAUAAUGAAAAAAAAAUAAAUAAUGAAAAAAAAACAAAUAAUGAAAAAAAAACAAAUAAUGAAAAAAUGUUAGAUGAUAUUGUUUCAGAAAAUGAUGAAGAAACAUAUAAAACUAACAAAAAUAAUUUAGACGAUAAUAAUAUUAAUACAUAUAAAAUAAAAAAAGGAAUACUUUGUAAAAACAAAGAUAAAAUAUUAGUUACAGAUAAUCUUAAUAAAGGAUAUCUUUUAGAUGUAUCUGAAAUACAAACCUCAUCAUAUGAUUCUAAAGGAAUUCCAAUAAGUCAAUUAAUAAAAUGUUCAACAAAUAUAACAGGUUUAACUAAAUAUGAACAAGAUAAAAAAUAUUUAAUUGUUUGCAGUGAAAAUGGAAAAAUGAAAAUAAUAAAUAAUGAUGUAUUUUUAAAAAAAAAAAAAAAAGGAAUCAAACUUUUUAAAAAUAAAAAAAAUAUCUUUUUUAACUAUUGUAAUUCUAAUGAUAAUUGUAUAGUAGGAACAAAAAAUGGAUAUAUAAUACAAUUUCCUUUAAGCAGUUUAAAAAUUUCCAAAAAAAAUUCUCUAGGAAAUAAAUGCAUAAAUCUUAAAAAAGAUGAUAAAGUUAUUGAUUUAGUAUCAUAUGAAAAUAAUUUAGAGAAUCUUAAAAAUAUUAAAAUUAUUUUUCUUUCAAAAAAUGGACAUGGGAAAAUGAUUGGACUGGAUGAAAUCAAAGUUCAAAAAAAAAGAGGAAAAGGGUUUAAAAUUAUGAAAUUUAAAAAAGGCAAAAAAAAAAAAAAUAAUAAUUUACCAAACAAAGAUAAUAAAUUAAAUGAUAUAAAAAAAGAUAUAUCUGAUAAAAUACAAAAUCAAAAUAAACAAAAUGAAUUACAACUACCAGAACAACAAGAAUAUGUAGAUGAAAAAAAAAAUAAUAUAAUUACUAAUUAUGAUCCCGAUGAAUUAUUAGGAUUUAAAUUAUAUGAUACAAGAACAAAAAAAGAAAACGAUUUACUUAUUAUGAUUAGUGACCAUGCUGUACUUAUAAGAAAAAAUAUAUCUUUAUUAAAACAAAAAAAUAGAAAACAUUCAUCUCAAAUUUAUGCUAAAUUGAGUAAAAUGAAUAAACUUAUGUAUUUUGAUAUUUUAUAA
Molecule: messenger RNA, 3750 nt
Organism: Plasmodium yoelii
Lineage: Eukaryota; Apicomplexa; Aconoidasida; Haemosporida; Plasmodiidae
Product: DNA gyrase subunit A
Exons: 1
Coding region: 1-3750 (1249 amino acids)
Biological process (GO): DNA topological change
Cellular component (GO): DNA topoisomerase type II (double strand cut, ATP-hydrolyzing) complex
Molecular function (GO): ATP binding; DNA binding; DNA topoisomerase type II (double strand cut, ATP-hydrolyzing) activity
Source: RefSeq, a predicted model, not a curated record